AUGUCCCGACUCUCCAUCCCGACCACGGCGCGGCUGCCGUCGUCACUGCGCGUCGACCCCUCCAACAUUGUCGUCAUCAAGAGCUUGAACCGGCUGUCGCGUGAAUCGCUGCUCGCGCUGGCACUCGACUGGCUUGACGAGGGCACUGUCGCCAACGCCACGCCGUACCUUGAUCGGCGCGGGCCCGACGAGGAGCCCGACGGCGACGACCUCUACCCUCCCUGCCGCACCGUUGCCGAGCUGCAGCAGCUCUACGCCGACAUGCAGGAGCAGAGGGGCUCCAAGCGCGACGUGGUCAGCCGCGUGCUCGAGGGCGACUGGCGCCACGGCCUGACCCUCUACCAGCUCGCCAUGGUCGACUUUGCCUACCUCGACGAGCACCCGGCCUCGCAGAAGUGGACCGCCUACAAGAUCCUCCCCCUCGCCCACCCCUCCCACGACGCCGACACCGACGAGGCCCUCAAGGUCGACGACGCGAGCCUCGAGAUCCCCCGCUUCCACCCCUCCACCUUCCUCCAGAACCUCCAGGACCAGGUCCUCCCGGACGUCAAGGCCCACUACCACUUCUACCGCCCGAGCGACUACCCCGUCCUCCUGCUGCGCGUCUUCGCCAUCGACUCACCCUACAACAGCCAGCUCGCCCUGUCCGCGGCCGGCAGCAGCGCUGGCGACGGCGCAGCGACCAACUACACCUCCUCCCGCACCGUCUACCUCGCCUUCCCAGAUGGCUCGCCGAACCUCUACAUCUCCAAGUCGCAGUCGGCCGGCGCCUCGGCCCACGGCGAGUCGCGCAGCCUGCAGAGCCUCAUCGUCAAGGGCGUGCCCAAGGCGCUGUCCCGGCCCCGCCAGCGCUUCGCCCUCAAGAACACGGGCCUUACCAGCCGCAACCUCGACGCGCUCCUCGACCGCAGGGGCCCUGGCCGCGGCAACGCCGCCGCCGGCGGCUGGAGCAUCUACGCAAACGACAAGAACAAGAAGUCGCCGCUCGACCCCCUGCUGCCACAGGCGCCACUGUCGGCGGCGUCGGAGCACAGCCGGAAGCGCGCGUCACCGCUGACCCAGCAGCGCCGCGAGGCGAAGCGCGCCAGGCUCGUGGCCAAGGGCCGCUUCGGCGACUCGGCCAUCAUGGCGGACGGCAAGGGCGUGGAGCGCCUCGACGUCAUCAUCCGCGAUCCGUACCCGUCCGUCAACGGCGUGGACGUGCCGGACUCGGGCGACGAAGGGAACGAUGGAGCGGCGGCCACCGCGGGGGCAAGGAGAGGACGCCGGAGAAGCCUGGACACCAUGUUGGACGAAGAUGGCGAGGACGUGAACGCUUCUAAUGGAGGCGCCGGCUCGCGGUGGACGCCCAACGUGCGGGUGACGUUUCAGGGCACCCACGUUUUCGCUGGCAUAAGGCAGCUGGUGGAGGCCGGCAUCGUCGACGGCGAGCGCAUGCCCGGCUGGAUGACGGGUGAGGAGGGCGUUACGGCCGGCGUCGUACGCCACGGACGCAUCAAAGGCAACAAAGGCUCAGGGAUAUGA
Molecule: messenger RNA, 1524 nt
Organism: Cordyceps fumosorosea ARSEF 2679
Lineage: Eukaryota; Fungi; Ascomycota; Sordariomycetes; Hypocreales; Cordycipitaceae
Product: CHL4-like protein
Exons: 1
Coding region: 1-1524 (507 amino acids)
Biological process (GO): chromosome segregation; CENP-A containing chromatin assembly
Source: RefSeq, a predicted model, not a curated record